Oncorhynchus nerka (sockeye salmon) is the source of this 4001-nucleotide messenger RNA. Its product is annotated as 1-phosphatidylinositol 4,5-bisphosphate phosphodiesterase delta-1-like. Gene Ontology annotation, biological process: phosphatidylinositol-mediated signaling; lipid metabolic process; release of sequestered calcium ion into cytosol. The coding region runs from base 358 to 2562 and encodes 734 amino acids. Gene Ontology annotation, molecular function: calcium ion binding; phosphatidylinositol-4,5-bisphosphate phospholipase C activity. Lineage: Eukaryota; Metazoa; Chordata; Actinopteri; Salmoniformes; Salmonidae. The transcript has 14 exons. The record is from RefSeq and is a predicted model, not a curated record.
GAAAUAUGUAUUGAAAAACAAAUCAGAAUUUCCCCUGCGUCAGGAAUUCCAUGAAGAGGUGUAGCCUAGCCCAGGCUGCAAUACGAUCACCCGUCCGACCGGUGUGGCGGUGCGGAGGGUGUUGGCUGGUUGGGCUGAAGGGCAAGGCGCAUACUUCGUACUGGUUAUGCUGUAGACUACCGGCUACUUUGCGCACUGUCUGCCUGGAUCUAAUCCGCAGCCGAAAGUGCCCAACGCUUUCUAUCGCCGCUUUGCUAUUUAUCCAUAGAGACCCUUGGAUUUGUACGUGCGCGUCAUUUCUGACCUGUGGAGUGAUUUUACGCACAGGCAAUUUGGGACUGAUCUUAUCGAAUCCGAAUGGAAUCAAACGGCAAAGCGGGAAAACAUGGUUUAGAGGGCGAUGUGGACCUUCAGUUCCUGCUGGUGGGGGGAAAGCUGAUGAAAGUAAAGUCUUCCUCUUGGAAAAAGGAGCGAAUGUACAAGCUGCAUGAUGACAAUGUGACCAUAUGGCAUGAGUCACACAGGAUCUUCAAGAGAAAACAAACCUUUUCCAUUGAUGACGUAGAUUCUGUGCGUAAGGGCCGUCAGUCGGAGGGUCUUCAGAAGCACACAGAGGCCCACGUUGAGAACCGCUGUUUCUCCAUCUUCUUUAAGGGCCGCAGGAGGAACCUGGACCUGGUGGCGACCUCGGCGGAGGAGGCUCGGCAGUGGGUCAAUGGUCUAGAGAAGAUCAUCUCUAACAUGAAGAAACUCAACCGCCAGCAGACGAGCGAGCACUGGAUCUUCAACUGUAUGAGGAAAGCAGACAAGAACAAGGACAACAUGAUGACUCUGAAGGAGCUGAAACACUUCCUCCGCCAGAUCAACAUCGAGGUGGACGAGACCUACGCUAAAUUGCUGUUUACAAAAUGUGACACGUCAAACUCUGGCACCCUGGAGGGUUCUGAAAUCAAACACUUCUAUGACCUGUUGACUCACCGGGAGGAGAUCGAUGUGAUCUACGAGAAGCACGCCGCCACGGGGGGGCAGAUGAGCGCCCAGGACCUGCUCAACUUCCUGCUGAAUGAGCAGCGUGAGGUGGCCACCUUGGAGGACGCCUUAAGACUCAUAGAGAAAUACGAGCUGGAUGACUCAGCAAAGCAUAUGAAUCACAUGACCAAAGAUGGCUUCCUGAUGUACCUGCAACAGGAGGAGGGGUCCAUCUUCAACCCCGCCCACAAGAAGGUGUUCCAGGAUAUGAGCCAGCCAAUCAACCACUACUUUAUCAGCUCUUCCCACAACACCUACCUGAUGGAAGACCAGCUCAAAGGCCCCAGCAGCACAGAGGCCUACAUCAAGGCCCUGAUGAAGAGUUGUCGCUGUGUGGAGUUAGACUGUUGGGACGGGGCCCAUGGGGAGCCAGUCAUCUACCAUGGCCACACCCUCACCUCCAAGGUCCUGUUUAAAGACGUCAUCAAGGCCAUCAAGGAGUAUGCCUUCAAGACAUCAGAGUACCCAGUGAUCCUGUCCCUGGAGAACCACUGUACACUGGAGCAGCAGAAACUGAUGGCCAAGCAUAUGAUCUCCAUCCUGGGCAGCGCCCUGCUCACCUCCCCCCUGGAGGACCAGAUGCCCACUGCCUUCCCCUCACCCCAGGAGUUGAAGGGUCGGUUCAUCAUCAAGGGGAAACGUCUGAACAAGCUGGAUGCCGUCUUCAGCAAUACUAGUCCUGGAGUAGAGGAAGACUGUGUCUCAGAGGAGGACGAGGCUGCAGAGACCAACAACUCCAAGACAGACACCAACGGACAGAAGGCCAAAGCCAAGAAGUCAAAGAUCAAGCUAGCCAAGCAGCUGUCUGAUCUGGUGAUCUACUGUAAGAGUGUCCACUUCUCAGGGUUUGAGCACGCUAAAGACAACCAGGCCUUCUAUGAGAUGUCCUCCUUUAAAGAGAGCAAGGCUGUUAACCUGGCUGAGACAGCAGGUAAAUCAAAUCAAAAUCAAAUCAAAUGUAUUUAUAUAGCCCUUCUGGCGCUGAACUUCCAGACUCCAUCUAAGGAGAUGGACCUGAACCAGGGCAGGUUCCGAUCCAACGGGCUGAGUGGAUACAUCCUGAAGCCUGAAUUCCAGAGAUACGCUGGGUCAGAGUUCAAUCCUAUGACCCUAACCAAGGGACCCUGGAUCAAACACAAGGCCUUCCACAUCAUGGUGAUCUCAGCCCAGCAGCUGCCCAAGCUAAACAAGGACAAGCCUAAAUCCAUCGUGGACCCGCUGGUUAAAGUGGAGAUCGACGGUGUUCCAGCUGACACGUGCAGCAAGGAGACACGCUCCAUCGAGAACAACGGUUUUAACCCCAUGUGGAAUGAGACGUUCCAGUUUGACAUCCAGGUACCAGAGCUGGCCAUGUUGCGUUUCCUGGUCGAAGACUAUGACGCCACCUCACAGAACGACCUGAUUGGACAUUACUGCCUGCCACUGACCAGUCUACAGAACGGCUACCGCCACGUCCCUCUGCUCACCAAGCGUGGUGAUGUCAUCCCCUCCGCCGGCCUGUUUGUUCACCUCAUGCUGCUGGACGCCAAAUAGAUCCCUCCCACAUCACGCUGACCCCUCCCACAUCACGCUGACGCCUCCCACAUCACGCUGACCCCUCCCACAUCACACUGACCCCUCCCACAUCACGCUGACCCCUCCCACUUCACACUGACACCUCCCACAUCACGCUGACGCCUCCCACAUCACGCUGACCCCUCCCACAUCACGCUGACCCCUCCCACUUCACACUGACGCCUCCCACAUCACGCUGACCCCUCACACAUCACGCUGACCCCUCCCACACCGACCACUCACAUACCACACUUGCCACUCCCACAUGAUACAAACCACUCACAUACCACACUGACCCUUCCCACAUCAUACUAACCCCUCCCACACCACACUGACCCCUCCCACAUCAUACUAAAAAGUCCAAUCCACACUGACCCCUCCCACAUCAUACUAAAAAGUCCAAUCCACACUGACCCCUCCCACACCACACUGACCCCUCCCACAUCAUACUAAAAAGUCCAAUCCACACUGACCCCUCCCACAUCAUACUGACAAAUCCCACAUCAUUGAGUUGUAACUGACAAGGUUUUUAAUAUGUCGAUAUUUAAUGUUUUAUCUACUUCUUUUAAGUUUGUUCCACCUGAGUAAGUCUGACCACAAGUCAGAGACCACUGUGAUGACGCACCAAAAUGUGUUUGAUGGAUCGCUGGAAAAUAGGAUUUUGUAGACUUACAGUCCAAACUGUUGUUUUUGUCGCACUGCUUUGCUUUAUCUCGGCCAGGUCGCAGUUGUAAAUGAGAACUUGUUAAAUAAAUUAAAAUAUAUAUAUAUAUGUUUUCCAAUGGUGCGAUUUCUGUCGGUAUGCAAAUAUUAUCCAACUUGAAUAAACUCUUGGAGGUCAGGAUGACAGCAGUGGUGUUGUCUACGACGAUACGGAUAUCACUUAUUAUUGAUAUCUACAUAGUAUAUUGAUGUGAAUCACACUGCUGCUCUCUCAUUUAGCUAUUUACGCCUUAGGGGAUUGUGGUUGUUGGCUGUUCACAAAUCUAAAAUGUGUAUUUGAACCCAAUAAUGGUUGAAUUCAAUAUGUUUAAACUGCCUAUCAAUCAUUGUUUUUAAAACCAGUGGACAGCCAGUGGAAAAUGCACUCUGGCAGCAGCUGCAUAGCGUGGAUCCCAGCCUAUGGAAUAAAAGUGGGGCUUUCAUUGCUCAGUCUAAUUCAUGUUGAUUACUAACAAAUAAAAGAUCCAUAGGCCUAAUGGACACAUGAUCAAACUCAUUAUGACUGUUGUUACUGACUGUUCAUGUGAAACGCACAUCAAGCCCGACAUGACCUACUGUGGUUCCUCUUAACACUCUUCUCUUGAUAUCAGCUGUGUAACAUUUAACAGAGUAUAGUCGCUGUGGUAGUAAUAUCUUGCUGUUGUUUUUCAGUAAACUGCAUUUGCACAUGCUCUUGAAUAAAAUCAUAAUUUAGA